UUACCCCCCCGCCUCGGCUCGGGCGGACGCCCGUGCAUCCUUCAGCCUAGUCCGCCCCGCUGCUCGGCCGCCCCGGAGCUGGGGGCAGGGUGCCGGGGAAAGCGUGGGGCUUGGCUCUCUGAUUCAUUCAUUCUCCACCGACGGGAGCCUCCGACCCGCUGUGCUCCGGGGAGAAGAGGGAAGCGGGGGCACUUGCGAAUGAAGGGCCGGGCGCGAGCCGGGCUCCAUUGUGCUCGGCUGCGGGGGGCGGGAAGGGGCUGAGGGAGGUGGGAUCGGGCCCCCUCCCCCUGCUCCCCGGCGUGCGCUGCGCCCCCAGCCUGCUGCCAGCCUGGAAAUGGCUCCGUUUAUUCUCGGGAGGAUGAAUCGAUCCUGUCCAGCCUUCUCUUCCUCCUCUUCACCUCCUCUGAGCUCCGAGUCUUAGGAGGGGAAAAAUUUAAACGACAGAUUCCCAUGUGGAGUGCCGUGCACGUCGCGAGCUGCUGGGUUUGCACUUAGAGGAGAUUUUUCUAUAUAGUUUUUUUUUUCCCUUAAUGUAACUGCAGGGAAGCAGUGGCAUUACUGCGUUUAGGAUUUUUAUUAAAGUGCACGUCGCGUUGGGUUGCACGCUCCACCCCCAGGGACCUGGUGUGGUGGAGAAAUUUGAACCCGCAGCCUUAGCACCGAAAGGCCGAGCUACCUGGCUCUCCCUGAGUAUCGAGGAGGACAUGAGCGAAAUGACCAGCGAACUCAUUUUUUAUAGGACUCCGUGAAGCUGGUUUCUGCGUUUUCCUCCAUGUAGACUCGUUUUGUGGAAUAGAGUUGACUGUUAUCUCCUCCGCGGAGCAUUUUAACUCUAAUAAGCAAAUGCCACCUUUGUUCGAACGUUUUGGUAUUUACGAGAGAGAAAUUAUUUUACCUAAGAGAACUAAUUGAAUUGUCAGCAUCAUCUUUGAAAUACCUCCGGAAAAGGAUCUGGGGGUGGAAAAGCUACUGCGAAAGAGCAGCCGGAGAAAUUGCUUUGGAAGUUAUUCCGUAGCAUACGAGCAGAAACUUCAGAGCAAGUUUUCAUUGGGCAAAAUGGGGGAACAACCUAUCUUCAGCACUCGAGCUCAUGUCUUCCAGAUUGACCCAAACACAAAGAAGAACUGGGUACCCACCAGCAAGCAUGCAGUUACUGUGUCUUAUUUCUAUGACAGCACAAGAAAUGUGUAUAGGAUAAUCAGUUUAGAUGGCUCAAAGGCAAUAAUAAAUAGCACCAUCACCCCAAACAUGACAUUUACUAAAACAUCUCAGAAGUUUGGCCAGUGGGCCGAUAGCCGGGCAAACACUGUUUAUGGACUGGGCUUCUCCUCUGAGCAUCAUCUUUCAAAAUUUGCAGAAAAGUUUCAGGAAUUUAAAGAAGCCGCUCGACUAGCAAAAGAGAAGUCACAAGAGAAGAUGGAACUUACCAGUACACCUUCACAGGAAUCAGCAGGCGGGGAUCUUCAGUCUCCUUUAACACCAGAAAGUAUCAAUGGGACAGAUGAUGAAAGAACACCUGAUGUGACACAGAACUCAGAACCAAGGGCCGAACCAACUCAGAAUGCAUUGCCAUUUUCACAUAGUUCAGCAAUCAGCAAACACUGGGAGGCUGAACUGGCUACCCUCAAAGGAAAUAAUGCCAAACUCACUGCAGCCCUGUUGGAAUCCACUGCCAAUGUGAAACAAUGGAAACAGCAGCUUGCUGCAUAUCAAGAGGAAGCAGAACGUCUGCACAAGCGGGUGACUGAACUUGAAUGUGUUAGUAGUCAAGCAAAUGCAGUGCACACCCAUAAGACAGAAUUAAAUCAGACAAUACAAGAACUGGAAGAGACACUGAAAGUGAAGGAAGAGGAAAUAGAAAGAUUAAAACAAGAAAUCGAUAACGCCAGAGAACUACAAGAACAGAGAGAUUCUUUGACUCAGAAACUACAGGAAGUAGAAAUUCGGAACAAAGACCUGGAAGGACAACUGUCUGACUUAGAGCAACGCCUGGAGAAGAGUCAGAAUGAACAAGAAGCUUUUCGCAAUAAUCUGAAGACACUCUUAGAAAUUCUGGAUGGAAAAAUAUUUGAACUAACAGAAUUACGAGAUAACUUGGCCAAGCUCCUAGAAUGCAGCUAAGGAAAGUGAAAUUUCAGUGCCAAUUGAUUAAAAGAUACACUGUCUCUCUUCUUAGGACUGUUUGGGCUCUGCAUCAAGAUUGCACACACACAAAAAAAUUUGAAUAUCACUCCUCCAGGAGGAGGAUCUUUUGAAAAUUGGAAUUGUAUAUUUCAGUGUAAAUUUUAGAACUCAGCUUGUAGCUAGUUGGGGAAAAAAAAGAGUUGAAAAACUUGAACUACAAAUUACCUCCAUGUAUAUUAUUGGCCAUAGUUAACUAGAAAGUUAUAAAUAGAUACUUAAUGCAAUCUUUUUCUUUCUUUUUUUUUUUUUUUUUCUGACUUUAGCCAAUGGGAGAAUUAAUGUCUUGGUCACAUCCCCUUUUUGUGUUCAGCACAGUGAAGAUUAUCUGCUUUUUAAAUUAAUUUCUUUCUGAUAUCUAGAGCUGUGUUUUGUGCAAAAACUUAGUGACGAAAGCCCUGUCUUUUGUUGUGAUCUGAAUAAUUUCUCAGGAUAUUUUUGCACUGCUGAGAAGCAGUGUCAUUACCAAUUAAUUCUUGCCAGGAGUGAGAGAGAGCUGCAUCUUCAGUGGAAACAUACUAUUACUGGGUGUAUAGAGUUCUUCCCUUUUUUGUCCUGGAAGACACUUCACUCUGGUGACUACUCUGGUACACUCUGGUGUUCUCUAACCUUGUCCGUUGUAGAGUUUACUUUUCCACAUUGAGUCCAUGUAUUUCCUAGAAGAUAUUGUCUCCCAUUUUAUUACACAUUUUAAAGCCAACUAACAAAGGCAGCUGAGUCCCUCAGAAAUUUUUCUUUUUAAAUUUCUAAUAAAUUUGACACACAGUACUGAAAUACAGCAGCCCGUCUUUGACGGUCUGGUCUAGCAAUGCUAAGUAUAUUUACAGAAUAUGCAGUUACAUUUAUUUAUAUAUUUUGCAAGAAAUCUUUUCUGAAUGAUCAAUGCAUUUCAAUUUACGAAUAAUAAUGGUUAUUGGGAACUGUUUAUUAUAGCUCAUUUUAAGGUGUACAGCUAUUUUAAAGGGGAUCCAUUUACAUCGAACAGCCGAUCAGAGGACUGUACCUAAUGGUGAUCGUGGCAGAUGGAGACGGAGUCGUGUGCUCUUUCUGGGGCUUCACAUCCACCACGUCUUUAUUCAAACCUCACAAGGCAAUAUUCUGAACUGUUAACCAGGCAUUUCAAAACAGGAAUUAAAUCCAAUAGGCUCUUCUCAGUAAACAGGUUUUAAUGUUGUUUUGAUGUAAUUUUAAAAGACUUUUAGCAAACAUGCAUUUCUUUAUAUAUUUCUUUUAUGAAGCUAUUUUAACAGUAAGCCAAGUGCUGUCUAGUCUGCUUAUGGAGUCGGGAUUGCAUCAGAGUACAUAUAUUCUCGCUGUACAACGCCUGUGAUGUGCAGGAGGGUUCUUUUUUAAAGUGUAUGCUUGAGUAUCUGACUCUAUGGAGUCUAUAAAUGCACUGACUUUUUGUUUGUACCCCCAAUGAUUGAAUUGUUAAGUACAAAAUUAAGGUAAUGAAUCAAUUUGUAACCAUUUUUUCACUCACAAACAGCUACUCAACACUAGACAAUUUUGUUUUAUAUGUAUGUGUAUGUACGUAAAUACAUACAUAUUAAUUUAUAUUAGAGUGAAAAUAAAUGGUUUGUUACUAAGUUAGUUUCUAAAGUGAGUUUUCAGGUGUCUCUGAAAAGUUUCUAUCAGAUACUUAAUCAUCAUGUAUUAUAUGUGCUAUACCAUCAUGUAAGUUACCGCCAUCUCUUUUAGGAUAUUUUCCUCACCUAUUUAUUAUAGGGAGAAUACUUUAGAUACAUAUGCUCAGAGCUGAGCUAUUUCUCUGAUAAAUCAGGUAAUAAAAUUUAUUUGAUUGAUGGAAUUUUGAAGUAGAUGUGAUUUUAUCCAUCAGUUUCCGAAUAACAAAGAGCAUCAGGUUUUAAUUUAAAUAGGGGAUUUAACACUAGGGAUCAGGGCAUUUAGUUAGGAAGAGUAAAACAAUUUUAAAAAAAACAGUGUAAGCUGUUGAAAUGGUAAGUGAAUUAUUUUAAUGACAUAAUACAGUAUUUUUAAAUUAUGACAGAGUGGUCAUUUAAUGGGAAAAUAACUCAGCAAAAUGUCUCCACUUGAAUUGUAUUGAUAAUGUGAGACAUAUGUGUAAUUCACUAUAUGCAUACGCCCAUAUGUAUAUACAGAAAAUUAUUUUUAAUAUUUUCCUACUGAUAAGAAAUUUAAAAUUGGGAAUUUUGUGAGUGUUUUCUUUGUCCAAUAGAGCCUAACUGUUUCUUUUUUCAGUAACUUACCAAUUUCUUGAGGGCUGCACCUUUCACUUCCCAGGUUGUCAACAGACACGCACAGCAUAUGGGAUAAGGUGGACACAAGUGCACAUAUAAAUAGAACCUUCUUGUCGAGACUAUUUUAAACAUUCUUUUACAGUAGGAGAAUAUCUAGAAAUCAUCAUCUCUAAGUCGUCAUUAGGUCGUGUGCCUACUGUAGUUUUUUUCCAUUUCUGUAUUAUAUAAAUAAAUGUUUGCAUAUUAAAAUUUGAUUUUUUUUUCCCCAGAGACAAGUACUAAUAUAAUAUAUCUAUAUUUAGAUCAACUGCGGUAACAUAUUUCUCAGAAAAUAAUGUUGGGAACUAUAGCCUGAACAUGUGGACUUGAAGUGACAAAGACAAGGGCAGAAGUUGAUCCCAUUGUGUAAAGUUAUUAUAUGAUAACUAUGAAUUCUUGUACAAAACUGGAAAAAAAAAAAAAGAAAAACAGAAAUACAAUUUUUAUUUUGAAAUACAUUUGUUGUUCUCUGGAGAAUGUACUUUAUCUUUUUUUUUCCCCUUCAAUCUUUUACAGAUAUUUAAAAACAUUUAAGUGAUGGCAGCAUUUACUUAAAUCGUACAGGUGCUACUGGAUUUUGCAUUAGUGUGUUAUGUUGUGAAAUCCUAACUUUGACAUAAAAGGUUUUAUAAGUAUUUCCCUGCCUGGAAAAUUAGUUUUUAUUCUCCGCCCUCCCCUUUCUUUCUGCAGACUAAAAAAGGUUCUCGAAGUCGCAUCUGUCUCUCUGUAGACGACCUCCAACACCGGCUUAGAUCUGAUGUAUUGCUGUCAUUGAGCUGUGGGAAGAGUUAGAGGAAAAACUCUUAUGCCUUUUUUUUUUAAGGUAGAACCAAAAUGGACACUCAAAAUUAAGCCACCUUUUAAAACUCAGCUCUUCCCCUUAUUAAAAUUAAACUUGUUCUUUUA
Tupaia belangeri chinensis (Chinese tree shrew) is the source of this 5348-nucleotide messenger RNA. RefSeq names its product homer scaffold protein 1 (gene HOMER1). The transcript has 9 exons. The record is from RefSeq and is a predicted model, not a curated record. Lineage: Eukaryota; Metazoa; Chordata; Mammalia; Scandentia; Tupaiidae. Gene Ontology annotation, molecular function: G protein-coupled glutamate receptor binding. Gene Ontology annotation, biological process: G protein-coupled glutamate receptor signaling pathway. Bases 1057 to 2121 code for a protein of 354 amino acids.